AUGGAUGGAUUUUUAAAAUCCGAUGAGAGACAAAGACUAGCCAAAGAAAGACGAGAAGAAAGAGAUAAAUUUCUUGCUGCUCGGGAAAAGCAGAUCAUAGAGAAACAAAAAAGAGCCAAGCUACAGUAUGAAAAGCACGUGGAGGAGCGAUGGCGAAGACUGGAGGAGCAGCGCCAACGGGAAGAACAGAAGAGAGCUGCCGUGGAAGAGAAGAGGAAGCAGAAGCUCAGGGAGGAGGAGGAGCGGCUGGAGGCAAUGAUGCGCAGGUCCAUUGAGCGCACACAGCAGCUGGAGCUGAAGAAGAAGUGCUCUUGGGGAGGAACACUGGCUGCUGCAACUGCGUCUGGAGGUCGCGACGCUUGUGAUAAACUUUCAACAUCAACCAUGAACUUGCCAAAGCAGUUGGAGCCUCCAAUGAAUAAACGCCUAUCAUCAUCCACUGUGGCAAUACCUUAUUCUCCAGAGCGAGCUCAUCGCAUGCACCUUAGUCCCAUGGAAAUCUUUCUUGUUAUGCGACUGUUGACACCCACACAGGCUUCUUUAGCCAGAAGCAGAAGUUCACCCAUGCUCUCUGAGCAGCCCAGUGACUCAGUAUUUUAUGCCUGUCCUCAUGUAGCUCCUGCUGGCCCUCUCAAAGCUUCCUACAAGUCUUCGCCCACUCGAAAUGUCGAGAGGAAGAAGGUCGUAUCUACAUCUGGCACAGGAGAUUCGGGGAAAGGAGCCCUUGCAGAAGCUGAGGCCCCUCUGGUGGAGAAGUCAAAGAGGGAGUCUCGAACACUACCUUCUAUGACUGCCAUGGGCCUGGGCUCCCCUCUGAGAAGAUGUGACUUUCCAGGAGGCCUUUCUAAAAGAUCGUCUUCUCCUAUAACACUCAAAUCAAUUUCCAAAGCAUAUCCACCAUCUCCAAAGAGCGUGAAGCCGCCAUACCUAGGAUCUCCAGUGAGAUACCGCCUGCCUACCUUUUCCAGCCGAGAGAUCCCUAAGAAGAAGGCAGAGAAAGAGAAGAGCAACAAGGAACGUGAAAGUGCCAUUGGUCAUCAGGCACUUGGUGCCCAUGGAGAGGAGGCUCUUGAGAAGCACGUUGUGGAUAAGCACAUCACCGAGAAGCACUCUGCUCCUGGAGGGAAGGCCGAGUGUAGUGAAGCCUCAGGGAAGCCCACAGCAGGUACCACUGAUGCCGGAGAGGCCUCAAAGAUCCUGACUGAGAAGAGACGACAGGCCCGGCUGCAGAAGGAACAGGAAGAACAAGAACGACUGGAGAAGGAGAAACAAGACAGGCUGGAGAAAGAGGAACUGAAAAGAAAGGCAGAGGAGGAAAGGCUUCGUCUAGAAGCAGCAGCCCGUAAACAGGAAGAGGAAAGGAAGUGGCAGGAAGAGGAAAAGAAAAGAAAGGCAGAAGAGGAAGCCAAGCAGAAGGCUGAGGAGGAGCUACUGUUGAAAGAAAAGCAAGAAAAAGAAAAGAAGGAAAAAGAAAAGCAAGAAAAAGCCAUGAUUGAGAAGCAGAAAGAAGAAGCCGAAGCAAAGGCCCAAGAAGCAGCUAAGCAGAUGCGUCUAGAAAGAGAGCAAAUCAUGCUCCAGAUUGAGCAGGAACGACUGGAGAGGAAGAAGAGAAUAGAUGAAAUCAUGAAAAGAACAAGGAAGAGUGAUGUGUCUCCAGAAGUGAAGAAAGAAGACACUAAAGUGGGGAUUCUCCCUGUUGUAUGUGUGGAAAAUAAGACAAAACCAGUUGUCCCCAACAAAAUUGAAAUCAAUGGAUUGAAUACCUGCCAGGAAGUGAAUGGUAUAGGGCACGCUGCCCCAGAAACUUUUCCCCGAGAUGUUUUUGCUAAUGGGCUUAAACCAGUUGCGGGACUUAUUCAUCUGGAUGCCCUUGAUGGGAAAUCAAACAGUCUGGAUGAUUCCACUGAAGAAGUUCAGUCUAUGGACGUCAGCCCUGUUUCAAAAGAAGAGCUUAUAUCCAUCCCAGAAUUUUCACCAGUGACUGAAAUGAUUCCUGGGGGGUCUCUGGACCAAAAUGGAACUGGUAAUGCCCGCGCACUUCAAGAUCUCUUAGAUUUCACUGGCCCCCCAGCAUUCUCCAAGAGAUCCAGUGAGAAUCUCAGCCUUGAUGACUGUAACAAAAACUUGAUUGAAGGGUUUAACAGCCCUGGCCAAGAAAACACUCUGAACACCUUCUGUUGA
Orycteropus afer afer is the source of this 2181-nucleotide messenger RNA. The record is from RefSeq and is a predicted model, not a curated record. NCBI's taxonomy places the organism in Eukaryota, Metazoa, Chordata, Mammalia, Tubulidentata, Orycteropodidae.